This is a messenger RNA of Perca fluviatilis (European perch), 3923 nucleotides long. Its product is annotated as pyrokinin-1 receptor-like. The coding region runs from base 1261 to 2361 and encodes 366 amino acids. Gene Ontology annotation, molecular function: G protein-coupled receptor activity. Gene Ontology annotation, cellular component: plasma membrane. Lineage: Eukaryota; Metazoa; Chordata; Actinopteri; Perciformes; Percidae. Gene Ontology annotation, biological process: G protein-coupled receptor signaling pathway. The record is from RefSeq and is a predicted model, not a curated record. The transcript has 6 exons.
ACUUGAUCCAAUACAGCUUGCAACUUACAACUUUUUUUUUUGUAACUGGCUACAUUGGCAGUAUAACAGGCUGUGCUUGCCAGAUUUUAAUUGGACAUGUCCGGUUCCUAUUUAAUUCAAAUGAAAUGUUUGACAGGUGAAUAUAAUUACAGGCAAUUACAUGAACCUUUGCAUGCUGUGCCCUCUAAUUAGUCAAUUUUCCCUGACAUCUACUUUACCUCUAGAUUUAACUGUUUAAAAAAGGUGGAAUAUUUAGGUCUCAAAAUGCAACUGGUGAAUGUGUUCAUUCAAGAUGGCUGAUUUGCACUGAUUAUUUGUGUGCACACUGAUCUAAUGUUAAGCUUGUCAAAUUUGACUGAAUUCACUGAAGGAUUCACUUAGUGUCAAUGAUCUUUUUCUUAAAUGUAUUUUUUGUCAAUUUAUAUAUGCUUAUCGUACAUUUAAGGUAAAUCAACCUUGACGCUGAAAAUUCAUAGAAUGUAAUAAUUAUAUUUAUUAUUUUUUACAGUCUCUUUGAAAAUCACUAUUUGUAGUGUAUAGUAAUAUAUUGUACUAUAUCAACCUUGCGUUUAAUAUAAGACAUUUGCUAAAAUAGCAAGAGGAAAUUGUUCACAUUUAAAAAAAUCAGUACACAAAAAAAGGAUAAACAUGGAAUUGUUACACUAUCCCUUAAAUGACAGCUGCAGAUUUAUCCCUCCCAAAGACUCUUCUUUUCUUCUUUCAAAGCUAUUGAAAGGCCACUCUCUUAAUGAAAAUGUAUGAGAGAGAACAUAUAGGCGCCCCUCCUCCUCUUAACUUCUUCUGGCUGAUUGUGCGACUGAAUUGUGCACACUAAAUAUAUGCAACACCAUGAAAAAAGUGGGUGCUCAUUUGAAAGCAACCUAAUUUAAAAACAAUGGCAUCUGAUCUGCAUAAUGCUUGGUAAUGGCAACAUUAUUGUCUAUUUCAUUAAUAAUAAUUAUUGAGGAGGAACUUGAGAAUGAAACCCAUUAUCUUCAUUACACAACUCCAUCAUGGGAUUUAAAGACUGUUUCUCUACAACAUCCUUCUAGUUCUCAGCCAGCUGCCACCAUGAACUUCUCAGAGCAUAUUUCAUUUGACUGUAAUGUCGGACCGAGUGAGAAGCCACAGCUUGACAUUAGUGUCACCAAAAGGGAGCCGCUGACAAUUGCUGUCCCCAUGACCAUCUUCUACAGCAUCAUCUUCUUGUUGGGAGUAUGAACAGUCUUACUCAAUGGUGUGAGCAUACUGACUCUCCUCAUGGAUGCUCAUAUGAGAGUCAGUGCCAUUCGUUUCUACCUUCUCAGCCUGGUCAUAUCAGACAUUCUGCAGCUGUUGACCAUCCCGGUAACUUUGUAUCGGUACUACUGGGAGAGCUACCCAUGGCGUCUGGGCCAAACAGUAUGCAAAGUCUACUUCAUGGUCCGCCAAGUGUACUGUGCCACCACAAGCUGGGUUAUCAUGACCUUCACCACUGAGCGCUAUGCAGCCAUUUGCCACACCAUGUGGUCUGUCUCCAGCCUGAAGAAGUCUCGGCUGCCAUGCCUUGUUUCAGUAUGGAUCAUUUCUCUGGUCUCGGCAGUACCCUUUGCUCUAGUCUAUGACCAGGCUCGUGCCUGCAUCCUGGACUACACAGCCACUACACGAGAAGACGCCUUCCAAGUCUCCACCAUGUGUGAGAUGACAGAGCCUGAUCCUGCUUACGUAUACAAAGGAGCUUUACUACUGAGAGCGGGGAUCUUCUUUGUGGUCCCGCUGGUCACUAUCUCUACUCUCUAUCUGCUCAUCCUGCUCUACCUGAGGCGGAACGGACAUCAAAGGAGAAACAUGGGUCUCACGCGGCCAGAUCCACAAGGAAGAAGAGAAAUCCAGUGCCAUCAGAAUGGAAAGCUACUUUUAAAUGAAAAGAGAGCUCUAAAACUAAUGGGUGCAGUCGUGUUUGCCUUUUUUGUUUGCAACUUUCCGGACAUUGCCUCGUCACUGAUGCAGGUCUACGUGGUUGUGUGGUCCGACACUGUCCUUUCUGUCUACACAAUCCUGAAAUCAUAUUUGUCGCUUCCACUGUGGUAUAUCAACGGUGCUCUGGACCCGCUGCUGUUCUGCGUUUCCUCCCACACAUUUCGCAGGGCAUGCUGGAGAACUCUGGGUAGGCUCAGGCCUCACUGUUACUUGAAGUAUGGGAGGAUGUCUUGGCUGCAGCAGAGAAGUUCUAGUGAAGAAGCAAGCACAUCAGCCAGAGAGAGGAUUGAUGGUAAAUGCUAUAGAGAGAAUAAGGCCAAAAAGAGAAAUACAGUAGCCUACCUAACAAAUCAGAUCAGUGAAAUGGAAAUGGCCAUUAAAGCCCCUCUCAGUAUGAGCUGAACAAAUGUUUCACCUUGGAAUACAAAAAACUUGCCUUCAUCUCUGCUUUCUUUCUUUUCCUUUUAUUGCUGUACAGUAAAGCCCAGUUCAGACCAAUGAUUUUACACCAAUGCGAUGAGACGGUGUAUCAUCUCCAUUACAACGCCUCUUUGCCUACUUCCGUUAUAACUUUUCUGUAACUAAAUAUAGCCUAUCAUUUGUUUCGUCUAAAUAUGAAUGUGGAUAACGUUAGUGAUAGUGAAAUGCUUGCUACAGUUUCAUUUCUAGUGAUGAAUCGGCGAAAACACGUUUUAUUUCUCUGCUUCAUUGCUUUGUUUUAACAACACUGGGUGCUCUCUCUCUUCAGUCACUCUCCAUCUCGUUAGCGUGCUUUCGGGCGGUCGUUGAGGAUCCGUCUAAAUUUCUGCCAUUUCGACCAGCUGUUUGUAACAUAAAAAUAAAAUGGAUUAUAGAUAAUUUUAUUUCUAUAGUUUAUAGCUGACUUUACCAGCUGACUGGGCUUUAUGAAAAAGUAGCCUACUGCUAGCAUUUAACAACACUCUGAGAUAGGCCUACUCUUAAAAGAAAAAAAAUAGACAAUGUGUUGAAUUUACUUGUAGCCUAUUGUGAUACCAAGUAACCUUUCUGUUGUUUUAGGUGCUCUUUUGUCUAGCUAGAAAUACACACACAUACACACAUAUACAUAUAUAUAUAUAUAUAUAUAUAUAUAUGGUGCUUUAAAGCUUACAUUAUGUGACUGAUGUGAAGACAAAAAAUGUAGAAAUGUAAUGUUUUAUAUCAAGGUUGAAAGAACACUUCGGGAAUUUUACAAAAAAGUGACUGGACAAGAUGUGGUGGUGUGUAUUACAAUGUUGACAUUGAAAUAUAUGUUGUUCAAGAGUAUUAAUUGCUCACAUUAUAACUUUAGGUGACACACCAAUUUAUUUCUCAAUCUAGAUAACGCAGAGGAGGGACAAAAAUGGUCAGUUAAAGAACACUAGUCUGUUCUUUGUAUUACCCUGUAACAUUGUUGUCAAAUGAUGGGGUUGGCACACUGAAUGAGUCUCUGCUGAUAGUGUCCAUCACAAUCAUGAGCUGUAUUUUAUUCUGGCUUCAAAAGCUGUUUGGUGCUGACAUAACCACCUUUUAUAGAUCUUGUAUUUUGCAUGUGAUAUAAAAAAAUUAUUUUGCCAAAUGUCUGGUUUUGGAGUGGAAUGAUAAUACAUCAGACUUAUAUACCGCUUUUCAAAAUCCUCAAAGGUGCUUUAAAUACUGUGGGAUACAAAUAAAAACAAAACAAGCGGUAUGGAGCAUAACAUAUUUUUGUUGUCAAGGCAACCAACAGCAAGAGACAAAACCACUCAGAUCAAUCCACUAUAAAUGCAUGCAGCUACUCAAGUUAACCUUCUGAAAUGUCACAUAGAUGCCCUAUCUAUCUAUCUAUCUAUCUAUCUAUCUAAAGAAUCAGACAAGAUAGAAUCUGACUUAUUCCUCGUUUUUUCUACAGUAAAUGUAAAGGUGGACAAUGUGUGGCUAAAAUGUUGCCAGUUAUAUCUAAAUAAAAGGAAAAAGGUAACAAACAA